Molecule: messenger RNA, 4156 nt
Organism: Bactrocera oleae (olive fruit fly)
Lineage: Eukaryota; Metazoa; Arthropoda; Insecta; Diptera; Tephritidae
Source: RefSeq, a predicted model, not a curated record
UUUUUUUUUAAUUUCUGAAAACAUGCAUGGAAAUGCAUGUUUGAAUAUAUAUUUUAUAUUAAUGAUUUUGUUUUACUUUUAAUAUUAUUGAGAUAUUAACUAUCCUACCUUUUAAGUUGAAUCUAACUGGGCAGUGUUCUAAAUUUUACCAAAAUCAAAAAAAAAAUAAUAACUUAUUCACUAGAAAUAUUCACCAAAACAUACAGAGGUACUUAUACAUAAAUAUACGCCACUGUCCUGUAUACUAUAGUUAUGUCAUCGCUCAUAUCAUUUUAUGAGUUACAAUAUUAUCAGUAAUAUGCAUGCUCCAGUUUCACUUUAGAAAGCCGUGCUCUAACAUUUGCAAACCGACUGAAACCGGUUCGCCAUUCCGAUAACAUUGUAUAGUCAAAACAAAACAAAUACUAAGCAUUACUUAGCGACAACAAUUUGCUAUUAUGCCUUUCAUCCAAUUUACUACCACACAUUUUCCCGCUCCAUUUAUAAACAAAUAUUGAUGAAAUACACAACCUGACAAACUGAUAUCAGAUUAUUACACCCAAUUUGUUACCAUGUGAGUAUGGCUGCGAUGUGUUCGUUCACGUUCACAGUGGUUCUCUGGUUCGAAUCCCUUUGAAAAUAUAACGAAGCAUUAUAAUCAGUUAAUUAUAAAUUCUUUAAUAUUUCAAUGAAGUAGAAAAUAUUGGAGAGAAAAUCUAAUCAUGUAUACCCGACUUAGCACCAGAUUGCUAUUUUAAGACAAUUUAGAAGUUUAACUGAAUAACACACUUGUGGUUUUUGUAUUUAUUUAACCAUUGCCAUAACUUUAUUUAUGUUUAUAUAAAUGUGAUUUUAACAACCACAAGGGGAAUUCUAAAUAACUAUUUGUACAAUCAACAUUUAUUUACAUUUUCAUAACCUCAAUUUACCACUAUUUGUUAACAAAAUAUAAUUUGUAAUAUUUUAUCUUUACUACAAAGAAUAAUUCGGCAUGCUUGUUGGUAUUUAUAUAAUGUUUCUAAAUGUUCGAAAUUCAGGUAUAAUUCAUGGUUAAUUUAAAAUAUAUUACUACUGAUUAUCUUAAAGUAACUUAUAAAUUCUGAAAAUACAUUGAUGUAGAAACACCCAAUAAUGUGUAAUCUGCUUCCCUGUAAAAUUUUAUCACAUUAAUUGGGCAAAAUCCAUAAUGUAAUACUGGGACCGCUGAUAGACUUCAUUACGCAGCACAUUUCCACCAAAACCAAUAACAUUGUUUGCAGGAGGCGAUGCCUCUAAAUCCGUCGCACCAUCACCAAUCAUUGUAAUAUUAGUGUUGGGAUGGUAGCAUUUAAUAAUCGAAACUGCUUCAGCUUUGCCGCCACUUUUUGAAGUCGGUUGUGAAGUAUCAAAACUUGCAUAGUCACCAUUAAAAUAAAAAAGUAGUUUAUUUGCAAAUAUAUGAUUUCGGGGUAUUCCCAGUUCAUCGGCAAUGGGAUCGAUCAAACAAUGAAAUCCGCCCGAAAUUAGAUAAAUUUCCUUCCUUUCCGAUUUUAGUUUUUCUAUAAAAGCUCUAAUAUUUUUAGUUAAUGUACAAGGACGUUGUUGGAGAAACUCAUUGAUCUGCUUUUGGCUUGGUCGAAUAAUAUUUAAUCUUAUAUUUAAGGCAUCUUGGAAAGACAUUGCGCCACCCAUGGCUUCUUUUGUGACGCGUGCUACCUCCGAACCCUUACCGCAAAAAUCUGCCAGCUCAUCGAUCCCUUCUUCACAGAUUAAAGUUGAAUCAACAUCGAAACAGAUUACAUCAGAUUUUUUUACAAUUUUAGAGGCUUCUUCGGGAUUUUUACUUGACUUUAAAGCGUCGCUGUUAGGAGCUGACACCAUAGUUCUAUUUAUUAAUGAUGCUUUUCCGGAGGAAUUUAAUUGACCAUUAUCUGUAUACGUAAAGUCUGAAUUUGAUGUUGAAGCAGUAGAUUGAAUAGCUGCUGUAAAUGUAUCAUUUAAGAGAUUCCCGCUUCUUGCCACGCGAACCGAACCCAUAGUCAUUCGAUUCAUUGUUUACUCAAAUUAUGCCAGUUACGUCAAUCAGAACAGAAAAAAGUAGCUUCAGUUGCUGGUGCUGCUAUUGUUUUGUUUACUUGUAGCCUUUCGACGAUGACUUUUUUUCUUUAAUGGAUUAAGUGAUAAUAUGAUGAUGAUGCGUAUUCAAUAGCGAUUGGCUUUUUUACUUCAAAAAUUUUAAUCACGCCACAAUUUAUUAAUCCUAUUUUUGUAACUCAGAGCAACUUUGUUAAAGGGUUUAUUUUUAUGAUGCUGGUUUACUGCAUACAAAUAUAAUGUAAUUAAUUAACCAAACAAAUACAAAUUUAGAAAGAUAUGUUGAUUGCAGGAAAACACGCUAACAAGUAAAUUUAUAUUUGCUCUUUGCGCAGUUCUUAAAUGAAAGCAAUGCGCAAAUUUUCCCAUAUAUACAAGUAAAUAUUCCAUUUUGUGUCCCAAUGGAAAUUUCCAAUGAUUGUUGUCACUAAUCCAAACAGAUGAUAAGCAGUGUUGCAGUUCAACCGAUUUGUACCUUAAUUUUAUAAAAUUAUUAUAGGACUUAUAUGAGAUCAACAAUAUUUAAAUCAAUAUGAAAGCCAUUAUAACGACAACUUUAAAAGAUAUUUUAAAUUUUGACCUUUUGUUAUGGUCAACUUACAGUAUAAACUGUAAUUCAUCAUACAAAUUGUAUUUACAUUAAAUUUAGUAUUUUUUGUUUAUGUUCAAGGUAAUAGCUUAAGAUAGAAAUUACAUAUUCAGUAGUUUAAAUAAUUCAAAUUUAAACCAAAUUUUGCAAUUUUGCGAUCCAUAGUGGUCAUCAUGGAACUUACCAAUAGUGGGCUUACACAAAUAUUAUGGGCUCACUGAUGAUCAGCUGAUUUGUGUUUUUAUUCAUAGCAUUAUUGAAUCACCCUGUGUGACGAACACAUUUUAUUUUCUUCCUCCUCUAUUAUUAAAUAACUGUCGGUCUUGAAAUUGUUAUAAAAUAACUCUUUUUUUUUUAUAAAAUAAAAUGCUUUCUUUUAUUUAUUCUAUGAGAACUGUGUUCGUUCGACAGCAAAGUGUUGACGCAUUUAGGAGACUUCAUACAUCAGCUUUGUGUGAAGCUGCCCGUAAGGGUACUCGAGAGAAGGCUCGAAAGAAGAAAGUUAAAGUUGAAGUAAAGAAAGUGGGAUUCAUACCACAUAAUCAAAGGGAUAAGAAAAUUAACUUGCAACGUGAAAAUUUACACAUUGACGAUUCUUGGAAGCAAUUACCUCAAGACAAUGUUUAUGUUCUCAAAUACUAUCGUUGGCCGGUAUACACGGUUGCUGAGGCUAUACAGUGUCACCGUGAAACGCAUCACCCUUCUAUGUACAAUGUUCCCAAUGCUCCACUCAACGUAGAUAUUGAAUUGGAUAUGCGAGCAGAAAAGAAAAACCGAUUCGUUGACAACUUUCAGCGCAUGGCUAUGAUACCACAUAAAUUCGAGCACGGUGAGGAGCGAAAAAUUCUCGUUUUCACGAAAGGAAAUGAUGAGAUCAGUGAAGCGCGAGAAGCAGGUGCUACACUUGUAGGUGGUAUUGAGUUGAUAAAGGACAUAACCAAUGGAGAGCUAUUGCUAACCGAUUAUCAAUUUGUAAUAGCACAUCCCAAUAUUUUGCCAGAGCUGGUGGCUCUGCGAGGACUGAUGAAGCGUAAGUUUCCAAAUCCACGAAGCGAGACUCUAGGUACAAAUUUAGGGGAAAUGAUUGAACGCUUUUCAAAUGGCAUUAGCUAUACAGCCACCAAGGAUGAGCAUCAACAAGAUUUUGGAUUGAUUUCAACAAACGUGGGAACAUUAGAUAUGGAUAGUCAAAAAUUAGAAGAAAAUUUAUGUUCCUUACUGCAGGAUGUUAAUUCAGUACGCCCUAACCGUGAAGGUGAACGAUUUGUAAAACGUGUACUACUUAAGAGUCCACCGAGUAGUGAACGACUUAAAAUAGAUGCUUAUCAAUAUAUACCAGAGUUUUACGUAAAAACAGCUAAUAAAGCUUCUGCGAAACCCAACGAAGUCGGGGAGCGGGCGGAAGAAUCUAGUGAAAAACAACAAGCUUUUGCUGCUCAAUAAUGUUGUAUUUAAAGUUUGUUAAUUGACAAGUAAUAUGUAUUAUUGAGUGUUAUAAAUAAAGGUUGACUGAAA